Messenger RNA from Phytophthora infestans T30-4, 2175 nucleotides. Its product is annotated as cleavage and polyadenylation specificity factor subunit 3. The record is from RefSeq and is a predicted model, not a curated record. Bases 1 to 2175 code for a protein of 724 amino acids. The transcript is spliced from 2 exons. NCBI's taxonomy places the organism in Eukaryota, Oomycota, Peronosporomycetes, Peronosporales, Peronosporaceae. Gene Ontology annotation, molecular function: RNA binding; RNA endonuclease activity; 5'-3' exonuclease activity. Gene Ontology annotation, cellular component: mRNA cleavage and polyadenylation specificity factor complex. Gene Ontology annotation, biological process: mRNA 3'-end processing by stem-loop binding and cleavage.
AUGUCGAAGCGCCGACUGGCCGAGGAAGCCGCGGAUGAGCGCCACAUCAUGCGCAUCAUGCCGCUGGGCGCCGGCAACGAGGUGGGUCGCUCUUGCAUUGUGCUCAAGUUCAAGGGCAAGACCAUCAUGCUAGACUGCGGCGUGCACCCAGGCUACUCUGGUCACGGUAGUCUGCCCUUCUUCGACGGCGUGGAGGCCGAGGAGAUCGACCUGCUGCUCAUCACGCACUUCCACAUCGACCACGUGGCUGCACUGCCGCAUUUCACCGAGAAAACGAACUUCAAAGGCCGCGUAUUCAUGACGCACCCUACAAAGGCCGUGAUGCAGAUGAUGUUACGCGAUUUCCUGCGUGUAUCCAACAUCUCUGUGGAUGACCAGAUUUAUGACGAUAAAGACCUUAACAACUGCGUCUCCAAGGUCGAGAUCAUCGAUUUCCACCAAGAGAUGAUGCACAAUGGCAUCAAGUUUACGCCUUACAACGCUGGUCAUGUACUGGGGGCGUGUAUGUACCUCAUCGAGAUUGGAGGCGUCAAGGUGCUCUACACAGGAGAUUAUUCGCUCGAGAAUGACCGUCAUCUCAUGGCAGCUGAGCUACCAGCUUGUUCGCCCGAUGUGCUCAUUGUGGAGUCCACAUACGGUGUGCAAGUACACCAGUCCGUAGUGGAGCGUGAAGGACGCUUUACAGGGCAAGUUGAGGCUGUAGUGCGUCGUGGAGGUCGCUGUCUGAUCCCAGUGUUCGCUCUGGGGCGUACCCAGGAGCUACUACUGAUUCUAGACGAGCAUUGGCGCUCACACCCGGAUCUACAGGACAUUCCCAUCUACUUUGCGUCCAAAUUGGCAGCCAAGGCUCUGCGUGUGUACCAGACAUACAUCAACAUGAUGAACGACCGUAUCCGCAAGCAGAUCGCCAUCUCGAACCCGUUCCAGUUCGAACACAUCUCGAACCUCAAGAGUAUGGAUGAUUUCGACGACUCUGGGCCGUCUGUAGUGAUGGCCAGUCCCGGUAUGCUGCAGAGCGGAGUCUCUCGACAACUCUUCGAGCGUUGGUGCUCGGAUAAACGCAAUGCCUGCUUGAUUCCUGGCUACGUGGUCGAAGGUACGUUAGCUAAGAAGAUUCUGUCCGAGCCGACGGAGAUCGCGGCGUUGGAUGGUCGUAUCAUCCCGAUGAACUGCACAGUCGAGUACAUUUCCUUCUCGGCACACGCAGACUUCGUGGGUACCAGUGGAUUUGUGGAGAAACUCACACCGCCCAACAUUGUGCUGGUUCACGGCGAGAAGAACGAGAUGAUGCGGCUGAAGUCAGCGUUGAACAAGAAGUUUAACGACCCGAAAGUCUACCAUCCGAGUAUCUCCACACCAGCCAACAUGCAGGAGAUUGUACUCGAGUUUAAAGGAGAGAAGAUCGCCAAGGCUAUUGGAGGUUUGGCCAGUAAUCAGCCAAAGAAUGGAACAAUUAUCUCUGGUCUCUUGGUGGAGGUGGACUCGCAGACGCAUCUGAUGGAUAAGGAAGAUCUCUCGACGUACACGAAGCUCAUUUCCGGUACGAUUACGCAGAAGCAGCACGUGCCAUUCGAGUACAACUCGUUCGACGUGUUGAUCACGUUUAUUCGUCAGAUGUACGAGGAUGUGGUGCAUCUGGAGAAGGAGAACCGUGUCGCGGUGUGCAAGCAGGUGGUUGUCACGCGUUGUGCUGUGGCUAAAGGUGCAACUGAGAAGCUGGUUGUGGAGUGGACGUCUGCCCCCACCGCUGAUAUGAUUGCAGACUCGUUGAUCGCUCUCGCUAUGCACGCACAGGCCAGUCCUGCUAGUUUCAAGCUGAGUAACCAGCCGACAGCUGCGUGUCCGCAUGACCACUCGAAGAAGACGAACACGGAGGAUGAAGCGAAUGGCAAGAAGGACACAACAGAUCUGGAGAAGGCAGCACGGGAGCUGGGUGGGGCUGACCAAGAUGCGUUGAACCUGUUGAUCGUGUUCCGUCUACUGAAGGAUCAAUAUGGAGACGUUGACUUGGACUUCGAGACCAACAAGAUUCACGUGCGAACACCGAGCGGUGUCGACGCUGUGGUUGAUCACGCGUCACAGGAGGUUGAAUGCAAGGACGCGACGCUCAAACUCAAGCUGCAGACGACAAUUCAACGCAUCGAAGGAGCGCUCAAACCCAUUGCGACGUCGUGA